AUGGAAAAUUCCCAACAUCACCAACAGCCCCAGAUGCAGCCGCAAACACAGCCUCAACCCCAGGUUCAGCAUCAACCACAGCAGUAUACCCAUCAUGCUUCAACCGGCCCCCCACCACCUAUGAUCAUGACACCUGCGUGGAUAAUUGCUAUCCGUGGCGUUCAGUUUUUCCUCGCCAUUGUGAUCCUCGGCUUGUCAGCAGCUAUCAUUCACUGGGUAUACAUGGAUGAGCUCGGCCUCGCCAUCGCCAUUCCUCUCUUCACAUGGAUCAUUGUGCUUUACGCAGUACUUUCCGAAAAGAUUUCUUCUCUCCGCAGCCUCUACCAUACCUACGCUGUCCUCGCCCUGGACCUCUUCCUGGUCAUCCUCUGGCUCGCGACUAUGGGCGCCUGCGCCGCCCGUCGCUCAACCUUCACGGUUGACGUGACAGCAUCGUGCACCUCGGAUGGCUCUGCUGUGAACUCGGGAAGUUGUACCGUGUACAAGAGGUUCAUCGUUAUGAGCCAGGGGGCAUUGGCAAUGUUCUCUGCGAUUGCAGGGCUGUCUGCUCUCCAGUUCAUUCUCUUCUUGGUAACCUUCAUCUGGACUCUAGUCCAAUUCCUGAAUUGGAGAAAGACCAACGCGCCUGCCGCUGCCGCGAGUGCUAGCCAGGGCGAGAUCCAGAUGGAGUCCAAGCAGCCGUUCCUCACACAGCAAACAGCGUACCAGCAGCCGCACAACGCCCAGGUCCCCCAGCAGCAGCAGCAGCAGCAGCAGCAGCAGCAACAAUUCUACCCGCCUCAAUCCUACACACCUCAGCCGCAGGCUGCUCAACAGUACCAACAGCAACCGCCUCAGCAGUUCCAGGAGAUGUCCAGCCAGCAGCCCCAGCAACAACAAUACCCUCAGCAGACUCCUCCGACCCAGAACUACACUCAACAGCCGCAGGAUUUUCAGCAACACCAGCAGCAGUACUCUCCUCAGCCCUAUACCCCUUCACCCGUCAACGGCACGGUUUCGCCGACGAAUUCUCCGCCCCCUCAAGGACAGACUUAUGCCUACCCCCCUCAGGAGCUUCGGUAG
Molecule: messenger RNA, 1062 nt
Organism: Colletotrichum orchidophilum
Lineage: Eukaryota; Fungi; Ascomycota; Sordariomycetes; Glomerellales; Glomerellaceae
Exons: 2
Coding region: 1-1062 (353 amino acids)
Source: RefSeq, a predicted model, not a curated record